AAGCGUAGGCAGCGACUCUAAUCUGGACAGGUACAAAAUUUCUCGAUUUUUUCCCAAGAUGCAAUAGGUUUUCAUUAACCGUCUUCCUUUGCGCCACUAUAAAAGAGUGAACAGUCCCGGAUGUUCUUUCUGCCUCGUGCUUUAGCGUUUUUGAUUGUAUUCCUCGUGAGUUCUAUCAUUACACAACGUUAUUUGUGGCAAAGAUUGUCAUCUGAAGAGUUUAUCUAUAUUCUACAAUUGCCAUACAACUAUCUCUUAUUCAUUUUCAAAAAGAAAAUAUUCUACCUCUUUUGAUCAUCAACAGUUUCUCCUGGUGUUUAGUCACGUAAAUACAAUUGAUCAGAACAUAUCACAAUGAGUCAGCCAGUAGAUGCCAAAUUAACCAUUCCAACUGCUGAGGCUUCUAAAUCCAGUUCAGCAUCAUCAUCUCAAGAUUCUUUGGUGGCAUAUGUGCAUGAAUUAACUGAUUUGAAAACAAGUGCCAACAACAACACUUACUUCAACUUGAAAUUACAAACCAAUGAAAGUGAAUCAAUUAAGGCAGUUUGCUUUUCGCCGGAAAAGCACAAAACCUUCAAGGCCAGUGCAGAGAAGUCAUCGCCAAUAAAGAUAACCAAUUUUCACCGGAGAAAAAACAAAUAUUCCGAAGAAGAAGAGGUCCACAUAAAUAAAAGAUCUAAGUUAAUGGAUGCCGAUGAAGAAGAGGUGAAAUUUGACUUUAAAACUGAACAGUCCUUUGAUGAUGAGUCAUUUACACCAGUAAAUGAAUUAAUACAUGAAAAGAAGCAAAGGAGAGUAAAUGUCAAAGGAAGAGUGACUUUCAAAGGGCCACAAGAAACCUGCAUGUCUAAGCAGAAGACACUCUUGAAACAAGAAGCCUUCCUGACCGAUGAAACGGGAUCUAUAAGAUUAGUCCUGUGGGAGACGGAUAUUGCAAAAAUAAACUCAAACAGCACCUAUCAAAUGAUGAAAGUCAAGCUCAGAAGCUACCAAGACGAGUCCUACAUUACUCUUAACAUGCAGUCCCUCAUCAUUCCACUUGACUUACAAAUCUCCCGAGAGGAUGACCAACAACUACUAGCGGAAACAAUGCACAAAGAAGUUAAUUUGCCAGCAGCAGGAGUCAAAACAGUUUCAAAAUAUUUGUGCUGCAAUACCUGCAGAACAAAAAUUGAUGAAAACAAGAAAAAAGUUAAAUGUUCUCAAUGUGGGCUCUCCCAAUUAAAAGAAAACUGCUCAACAAGACUCUAUGUAAAGGCAAAAUUCUUAACAACCACAAAAGAAUCAGUAGAUUUAGUUAUCUUUGAUGACAAAUUGAGAGUCCUCCACUCAAUCAAUGAACAUCAACAGUCAUUUGAACUUUUGACUGAAGAUGAAAUAGAAGAUCUUCUGUUAGAAGGACAAGGAACAAUUCUUUAUAACGACAAGUACAAUGUUAUAUCCAUUUCAAAGAUGGUAAAGUAAUCAGUUAUACAAGAUUUGACAUAUAUCCUAGCUAUUAUUAUAACAGUUUUACUUAAUUUUUACAGCUUUUUUACAAAAAAAAAAACAUUUAUUUUAAGUAUCUCUACAUUUCUGUAAGAUGAUCUAAAAAUAUUAUUACUUUAUUAAUUACUAUAGGUUUUUAUAAA
This is a messenger RNA of Exaiptasia diaphana, 1631 nucleotides long. RefSeq lists its product as uncharacterized. The transcript has 7 exons. Lineage: Eukaryota; Metazoa; Cnidaria; Anthozoa; Actiniaria; Aiptasiidae. The record is from RefSeq and is a predicted model, not a curated record. Bases 355 to 1464 code for a protein of 369 amino acids.